CACCCAUCUAAAAUCCCGUUUUCACUCCGUAUCCGAAAAAAAUCGCAAUAGACAGAGCGGGAGCGAUUCAGAGCUAUGCCGGCGACCGAUGAUCUGGAGAGCCGGAUUCCGGCAAAGAACAGAGGGAUCGGAAGCGAAAGCGCCGGAGUGAUCCGCGGUGGGCCACCUUCGGUGGCGGUGGCACCGUCGUAUGUAGUGGACGAGGAGGCGGAGAUGCAGUGGACGUCGUGGCUUGUGCCGAUGUUUGUGGUGGCGAAUAUUUCGGUCUUCAUCGUGGUGAUGUACGUCAACAACUGCCCGAAGCACGCUAAGUCCCACCGUCUCGACGGGGACUGCUGGGGGAGAUGUGCCUUCGAGCCUCUUCGGGCUAAUCCCCUCUUCGGUCCGUCUUCUCGCACAUUGGAGAAGUUGGGAGCGCUCGAAUGGAGUAAAGUCGUGGAAAAACAUCAAGGUUGGCGACUUGUGACAUGUGUAUGGUUGCAUGCUGGUGUUAUCCAUCUUCUUGCAAAUAUGCUAAGCCUGGUUUUCAUCGGCAUUCGCCUUGAGCAGCAAUUUGGUUUUGUUAAGAUCGGGGCUAUAUACCUAGUGUCAGGAUUUGGUGGGAGUGUAUUAUCGUCACUGUUUAUCAGAAACUAUAUCUCGGUGGGAGCCUCUGGUGCGCUGUUUGGCCUUCUCGGCUCAAUGCUUUCCGAGCUAUUAACGAAUUGGACAAUCUAUACCAACAAGGUUGCAGCCCUACUUACGCUUGUGUUUAUCAUAGUCAUAAACCUGGCCAUUGGGAUUUUGCCUCAUGUCGAUAAUUUUGCUCACAUUGGUGGAUUUCUUGCGGGGUUCCUCCUGGGUUUUGUUCUGCUGCCUCGACCCCAGUUCGGGUGGUUAGCAAGCCGGCAUAUGCCACCGGGCACGCGUCUGAAGUCGAAGUACAAGCCUUACCAGUACAUUCUAUGGCUAUUAUCUUUGAUCCUCUUGAUUGCCGGGUAAGGAAGAACACUGCUUUUCCUUCACAUUCUCGUGUUAGCAUGCUGAAAUUUUUGGGAAAUUCCUCAAGAGAGCUUCUUCUCAUAUAUAUUCGAGAUUCCGAUAGAUUUGAAGAUAUGUUAUGAACUAAUGUUUGUGGUUGA
This is a messenger RNA of Tarenaya hassleriana, 1121 nucleotides long. Its product is annotated as RHOMBOID-like protein 3. Lineage: Eukaryota; Viridiplantae; Streptophyta; Magnoliopsida; Brassicales; Cleomaceae. Gene Ontology annotation, molecular function: serine-type endopeptidase activity. Gene Ontology annotation, cellular component: membrane. The record is from RefSeq and is a predicted model, not a curated record. The coding region runs from base 76 to 981 and encodes 301 amino acids. The transcript has 4 exons. Gene Ontology annotation, biological process: proteolysis.